AUGAAAGGUCCCAGAAUAGAAAUAGCACCCGACAUCGCUACCAACUUCAACAGGUGUAUUUGCAUUACCAUACUAGUGUUGACACUUUUUCACUUUUUUGUCAGCUAUUUUACCAAUUGGGGUCUAUCGCUAGACGUAAUUCAUGAGCAACAAAUUACUCCACAACAUGAUAGCGAAGAAGUACCCGACGUGGAGAAAUUUUUACCACUUCUUACUUUCAUUCCUGGCAAAACUCCUGUCAUAUCAUAUCCAUGGGUUCUCGUUUCUUCUACUUUGAUUGAACGUGAAAUAGCAUUGCUCAUUCUUGUGCCUUUGGUGGUUUUGGUAUUUGGAAGCUAUGUCGAGAAAAUAUGGGGGCUAAGAGAAUAUAUGAGGUACCUCGUGAUAAUCUCAAUGCUUCCAAAUGUAUCAUUAUAUUUCUACUAUGAAACGAAAUCCAUAUUGCUUUCUGAAACAAAACCUCCACUCAUCUUUUCCGGCUUGUCAAUGGCAAUAGGAAUUAUCGUGGCAGCAACGAAAUUGAUCCCGAACCACCAGGUAUAUAUAUUUCAAGAUAAGGGGUUUCGCAUGAAGCUUUUUCCCUCCAUUAUUAUGGGUAUUUGUGGGGUAACCUAUUACUUUAGCACCAACGAUAUUUACAAGGUGUUUUUCAUGAAAGCUUAUUUGGGGUUUCUUGUAAGCUGGACUUACUUGAGAAUCUUUCAGAAAACAGCUUCAAGCGCCCAAAUUGGCUUGCUUCCGCCGUUUGUUCCCAAGAAAAAUCGACCAACAAUUUCUCGAAAGAACGAGUUUCAGAAUGGUCUUUUUUCUUUCAAUUUGGACUUCAACGGUGAUCGCUCAGCAUCGUUUGCCUUGAGCAGCUUCUUUCCCUUUCCACUUUCUGGGGCCAUAGGAGAUAUUAGCAACCGAAUGUUCUCGCUAUUGGUAAAAGCUAAGAUUAUUAAUGGUGAUCACUUCGAAAUAGUCGAUAAUGAACCAUCGUUGGUAUCUAGUCUCAAAGCACUAGGUCUCUUCCAGACAUCAGGAAUGCGCACGAGAGCACAGCAAGCAUGGAAUUGGGCAAAAAGGAAGAAGCCGGGACACCAUCAGCGAAGUUCAGUAACUGAUGGGAAACGGAAACUUGCAUUGGAAGGGCUAGAGUAG
Molecule: messenger RNA, 1143 nt
Organism: Meyerozyma guilliermondii ATCC 6260
Lineage: Eukaryota; Fungi; Ascomycota; Pichiomycetes; Serinales; Debaryomycetaceae
Exons: 1
Coding region: 1-1143 (380 amino acids)
Biological process (GO): retrograde vesicle-mediated transport, Golgi to endoplasmic reticulum
Cellular component (GO): Golgi apparatus; membrane
Source: RefSeq, a predicted model, not a curated record